CCCAUUGCAAUAAAGAUGUCUAAAAGCACAAGUCCCCCAACUUUACUCAUUUAACGCAAAAGAGUAAACAUGCCGUCACUACACUUCCCGACGGCGAGCUCCUCCGGCGUAUCCGCCGUCGCUCUGCGACCAGGUUUCCACCACCGCCUCCCAGCUCGCCUCUCCCCCUCGUUUAAUCCCCUCCGCUUGGCUCCAAACCCGCUCAUUUCGCCGAAGAGGAGAGCGACAACAAUCUCUUCAUACCAAUCGCCUUCGUCUCCGCUUCUCCAUGGUUUCCAAAUCAAAGGAUCUAAGACUAGCCUCGCACCAUUCACAGUGGCAUCUUCAUAUCCAACGUCCCCUGGUUCCGUUUCCGGUGAUAGUGAGGUCGACAAGGCAAAGCUCGCUCAGGUGGCAAAGAGAUUAGAGAAGACUUCAAGGUACUUCAAGAGGCUGGGGAGUAUUGGUUUCUGGGGGCAGCUGGUCUCAACUCUUGUGGCGGCUGUCAUUCUAUCCUUCUCCGUCGCUGUGACUGGCAAACCCACUUCACCUGCUACUUUCUACGCCACGGCAAGUGGGAUCGCUGCUGGUUUCGUCUCCGUCUUCUGGUCCUUUGGCUAUAUUCGUCUCUCUGAGAGGCUCCGUCGAACUGCCGCUGACCCUGCCAAGGCGCCUCCUCGUGCUGAUGUUGUGAAAGGGUUGAGAAGUGGGAUAAUGGUAAAUCUUGUUGGAAUGGGAGCAGCGAUUCUCGGGAUGCAAGCAACUGUUGGGUUUUUGGUUGCAAAGGCUUUGACGACUUCGGCAAGCCCUUUCUACCAAGGAGUUUCUCAAGGAUACAGUCCCGUUCUUGCUCUUGAUGUCUUCCUCGUUCAGGCAUCGGCAAACACCUUGCUUUCUCAUUUCCUAGGCCUUGUUUGUUCGUUAGAGCUGUUGCGGUCCGUCACAGUGCCUUCCUCGGAAUCUAUCGCAGUUCCCAAAGUUGCAUGAGUUUCUGCCUUUUUCACUUCUAUUCAUAAACGUCAAAGUCUGAGACUUGUUCACUUUUUUUUGUCAUUGAGAACCAACCGUUGUGGACUCAACGACUUUGUUAUUGCUGAAUUACAGAUGUCGUAUAAAUUACGAAACGUUUUGUAUCAUUUUAGUGUCCUUUACCCAAAUUAAUUAACGAAUCAUGAAACUUGUUUUCA
Brassica rapa (field mustard) is the source of this 1166-nucleotide messenger RNA. Its product is annotated as protein TIC 21, chloroplastic. The record is from RefSeq and is a predicted model, not a curated record. NCBI's taxonomy places the organism in Eukaryota, Viridiplantae, Streptophyta, Magnoliopsida, Brassicales, Brassicaceae.